Messenger RNA from Geosmithia morbida, 1245 nucleotides. RefSeq names its product SEC14. The record is from RefSeq and is a predicted model, not a curated record. The transcript is spliced from 2 exons. NCBI's taxonomy places the organism in Eukaryota, Fungi, Ascomycota, Sordariomycetes, Hypocreales, Bionectriaceae. The coding region runs from base 1 to 1245 and encodes 414 amino acids.
AUGAGCCCUUCUGAGACUUCCGGCCAUCUUGGCCACCUCACUGUCGAGGAAGAACGGAAACUGCAGCAAGUUUGGGCCAAUAUCAUCCGACUUUUCGGUGACCAGAACAUAUCCCAGGGAAAACCAGACUGUCGGGGAAACGGAGAUUUAAAAAUGACUGGUACCUCUCCAAAGUCUGGGCAGCUGUCCCUGAUAGAUACAGCCCCAGACAGGAUCGAGGAGUACCGGAAGAUAAUGACCAGUAAAUCCCCCCAAGUUUUCAAGAAGCGCUUUUGGGAGAGCAUCAAGGCGUACAACCCUGACUCCAUUAUUCUCCGUUUCCUCAGAGCCAGGAAAUGGGACGUUGGGAAUGCGACUACGAUGCUUGUUUCUGCCAUCAACUGGCGAGAUGAAAUACGCAUCGAGGAGACCAUCAUUAACCGUGGAGAGAGCGUGAUGUUCGAAACAUCGCACACCCAGUGCGUAAAGGACUUUGUGGCUCAAUACAAGUCCGGGAAGAGCUACGUGAGAGGAACCGACAAAGAUCUCCAUCCCGUAUAUGUCAUCAAGGUCAAACUCCAUGACCCGCAUGCACAAUCAUCCCAGACCAUGGAGUCCUACGUGCUACACAACAUCGAGAGCAUCCGACUCCUCGUGCGCGAGCCAAAUGAUAAGGCCUGCCUGAUAUUCGACUUGACUGGCUUUGGCCUGCGCAACAUGGACUUCCACCUCGUCAAAUUCAUGAUUCAGGUGUUCGAGUCUAGGUACCCCGAGACACUGGGGCUUGUCCUUGUUCACAACGCUCCAUUCAUUUUCUGGGGAAUCUGGAGCGUCAUCAAGGGGUGGUUAGAUCCUGUCAUUGCCUCCAAGAUACAUUUUACCAGGGGGAAUGGAGAUAUCGAGCGCUUCAUUGCAAAUGAUAGGCGGCAAAAGUCCUACGGGGGUGAUGACACUUGGGAAUACAAGUACGUAGAGCCUGUGAAAGGGGAGAAUGCACUGAUGGAAGACACCGUAAAGAGGGACGAGAUCCAAGCCGAGCGAGAAGCCCUCGCAAUCCAAUAUGAGAAGGAGACCAUUCAAUGGAUGGCGUUCGACCCUGACAGCAAACAAGGCAAGAACUGUAACACUAGGAGGAUGGAGAUUGCGACCAAGUUGCGGGACAACUACUGGUCUCUCGACCCAUAUGUCAGGGCUCGAACAUACUUUGACAGAAUUGGUGCGGUGGAGAAUAAGAAGGUGCUCAAUUUCGAUCCGGUUGUCGGUUGA